CCGCCGGGCUGGGGCCGUGCCGCUCGGCGGGGGAGCGGCGGCACCAAAAGCCGCGGCCGGGAGCGCGACGCGCAGAUCGGGAGCGAGCGGCGGAGUCGCCGCGGCUGAGAGGGAGAGGCAGAGACAGAGCGGGGCGAGAGGCGGCGGCGGGGCCGGGGAUGCCGCCCCGCAAGUUUUGUUGAUGCCACGGGGAGCGUGAGGAGGCGCCCAGCCCCGCUCCUCAACCUGCCUGCAGCCGAACAGCCCGGCGGCGGGGCAGGACCGUCCUCCGCUAUGGGAUACUGAAGCCCCUCGGCGCUGCCUCCGGCCGGGGAUGCGGCGCGGACGGCGGAGGAGGCUGCCGGAGCUGCCGGCGGCGCCUCUACGGGGCUGAAGGGCCGCCCAGGAGCGGGGCUCAGCCCGAAGUUGCCGAAGCUCUCCCGCUCGUCAGCGCCGCCGCCCCUCGCCGCCUUCCCUCUCUCCUCCUUGGCCGCCGCCGUGCCCCGGGACGCCGCCGGUGGAUGCAGUCGCGCCGCGGCGUUCCCCGCCGGCCUGAAGGAGGACGCGGGGCGCUCGGCGGGCCCCAGCCAUGGGGUGUUGCGACGCGAGGGGUCUGCUCUGGAGAUUCGGCCUCUUCCUCCCCCUGCUGACGGCGCGCCCCGCGGCCGGCGGACACGGCGCCUCCAACCAAGUUGUGCUGCUUGAUACUACAGCUGUCCUUGGAGAAUUAGGAUGGAAAACAUUUCCUUUAAAUGGGUGGGAUGCCAUAACUGAAAUGGAUGAACACAAUCAUCCCAUUCAUACCUAUCAGGUCUGUAAUGUGAUGGAACCAAACCAAAACAACUGGCUUCGAACAAACUGGAUUUCCCGUGAUGCUGCACAGAAAAUUUAUGUGGAAAUGAAGUUUACCCUGAGGGACUGCAACAGUAUUCCAUGGGUAGUGGGAACCUGCAAGGAAACUUUUAAUCUCUACUACAUGGAAUCAGAUGAGUCUCAUGGAUUAAAAUUCAAGCCAAACCAGUACACUAAAAUUGAUACUAUUGCGGCUGAUGAGAGCUUUACUCAGAUGGACUUGGGUGAUCGCAUUCUUAAACUCAACACAGAAGUUCGUGAGGUUGGGCCCAUAAACAAGAAAGGAUUUUAUCUUGCAUUUCAGGACAUCGGAGCAUGUAUUGCUUUGGUCUCAGUCCGUGUUUAUUACAAGAAGUGCCCUUUCACAGUCCGUAACUUGGCCGUGUUUCCUGAUACUAUACCAAGGGUUGAUUCUUCCUCUUUGGUGGAGGUGCGGGGCUCCUGUGUGAAGAGUGCUGAGGAACGUGAUACUCCAAAAUUGUAUUGUGGAGCAGAUGGGGAUUGGCUUGUGCCUCUUGGACGAUGUAUCUGCAGUGUAGGAUAUGAAGAACUGGAAGGUUCCUGUCAUGCUUGCAGGCCUGGAUUCUAUAAAGCAUUUGCUGGAAACGUAAAGUGCUCCAAGUGCCCUCCACACAGUUCGACCUAUGUUGAAGCAACUUCAGUCUGUCAGUGUGAGAAAGGCUACUUCAGAGCUGAGAAGGAUCCACCAACUAUGGCAUGUACCCGGCCACCUUCUGCUCCCAGGAAUGUGAUAUUUAACAUCAAUGAAACAGCUCUCAUGUUGGAAUGGAGCCCACCAAGUGAUACCGGAGGAAGAAAAGAUCUCACUUACAGUGUCAUCUGUAAGAAAUGUGGGUCAGAUGCCAGCCAGUGUGAAAUAUGUGGGGGAGGAAUCCGCUUCAUCCCCAGGCACACAGGUCUCAUCAACUCCUCCGUGACAGUGCUGGACUUUGUGUCACAUGCAAACUACACCUUUGAAAUCGAGGCCACAAAUGGUGUCUCGGAGCUGAGUUUCUCUCCCAAGCAGUUCACAGCUAUCACAGUCACCACAGACCAAGAUGCACCCUCCUUGAUAGGUAUGGUAAGGAAGGACUGGGCUUCCCAAAACAGCAUUGCCCUCUCCUGGCAAGAGCCGGACUUUCCCCAUGGAGCCAUUCUGGACUACGAGAUCAAGUACUAUGAGAAAGUCUACCCACGGAUAGCGCCGGCAUUUUGGCACUACCUGCGGGUAGAAGAGCAUGAGCAGCUCAGCUAUUCCUCCACAAGGUCCAAGGCUCCAAGUGUUAUCAUCACAGGUCUCAAGCCAGCCACCAAGUAUAUAUUUCAUAUCAGAGUCAGGACGGCAGCAGGAUACAGCGGCUAUAGCCAGAAGUUUGAAUUUGAAACUGGAGAUGAAACUUCUGAUAUGGCUGCAGAGCAGGGACAGAUUCUCGUGAUUGCCACUGCUGCUGUUGGUGGAUUCACUCUCCUGGUCAUCCUCACUUUGUUCUUCCUGAUCACUGGGAGAUGCCAGUGGUACAUAAAGGCCAAAAUGAAAUCUGAAGAGAAAAGAAGGGCUCAUUUGCAAAAUGGAAAUUUACAUUUCCCAGGAAUCAAAACAUACAUUGAUCCAGAUACAUAUGAAGACCCAUCUCUUGCUGUCCAUGAAUUUGCAAAGGAGAUAGAUCCUUCAAGAAUUCGCAUUGAGAGAGUUAUUGGGGCAGGUGAAUUUGGGGAAGUAUGCAGCGGACGCCUGAAGACACCAGGAAAAAGAGAGAUCUGUGUGGCUAUCAAGACUCUAAAAGCUGGUUACACUGACAAGCAACGGAGAGACUUCCUGAGAGAAGCUAGUAUAAUGGGUCAGUUUGAUCACCCAAAUAUAAUUCGUCUUGAAGGAGUUGUUACAAAAAGAUCCUUUCCGACCAUUGGGGUGAAGUCUCUUUCGAGAUUCCUGAGGGCGGGAUUUUUAAAUAGCAUCCUGACCUCACAUCCAGUCUCAGGGGGUGGAUCUUUACCCCCCAGCAUUUCCUCUGGCAGACCAGUUAUGAUUGUAGUUGAAUACAUGGAGAAUGGAUCCCUUGACUCCUUUCUGCGGAAACACGAUGGCCACUUCACAGUCAUCCAGCUGGUGGGCAUGCUGCGGGGAAUUGCAGCUGGCAUGAAGUACCUCUCAGACAUGGGCUAUGUGCACCGGGAUCUGGCUGCCCGCAACAUCCUGGUCAACAGCAACCUGGUCUGCAAAGUGUCUGACUUUGGCAUGUCCCGUGUCCUGGAAGAUGAUCCUGAAGCAGCUUACACAACAAGUGGUGGAAAAAUUCCCAUCCGGUGGACUGCUCCUGAAGCUAUAGCUUACCGCAAGUUCUCUUCAGCAAGCGACGCGUGGAGCUAUGGGAUUGUAAUGUGGGAAGUGAUGUCCUAUGGUGAGAGACCAUACUGGGAGAUGUCCAACCAGGAUGUCAUACUGUCUAUUGAAGAAGGUUACAGGCUACCAGCUCCCAUGGGCUGCCCAGCUUCUCUUCACCAGCUCAUGCUUCACUGCUGGCAAAAAGAGAGGAACCACCGCCCAAAAUUUAGUGAUAUUGUCAGCUUCCUGGACAAACUGAUCCGCAAUCCAAGCACCCUUCAUACCUUAGUGGAGGACGUACUUGUAAUGCCAGAUUCACCUGGUGAAGUUCCAGAAUUUCCUUUGUUUGUUUCAGUUAGUGACUGGCUGGACUCCAUAAAAAUGGGUCAAUAUAAAAGUAACUUCAUGGCAGCAGGUUUCACAACUCUGGAUAUGGUUUCAAGAAUGAGUAUUGAUGACAUUAGAAGAAUUGGAGUUGUACUCAUUGGACACCAGAGACGAAUAGUCAGCAGUUUACAGACUUUGCGGUUACACAUGAUGCACAUACAGGAGAAAGGAUUUCAUGUAUGAAAGUACUAGAAUCAACUGUGUUUUGUGCCUCAGCAUUUCUAAAACGGAAUAUAUUCUCAUUCUUCCCUUCUGCUCUUCUCGACUUCAAGAACUGCAGUCUUCUGGUUAGACUCCAAAAGUACUUCUAUGUUAAUGCUUCCAAACUGGAAUUUUUAAUCACACUGCAUAGUUCCUCCGUCAGUUAUCUGCCAAUAAAAUCCUGACCUACUACGAGACUUGCUACACAUUGAUGGAUAAUAACUCAGCAACUCAGCAUGGAUGUGUAACUUUGUAUAACAGUAUUUGGGAAACUUUCACAAACUUACUUGAAAGUAGUAUUCCAUUUGGCCUGGUGUGGCUUCUUUAUCGAUGUAUUUAGAGUUUGCUGGUAGAUCAAAACGUAUUUGACUUCUUUCAUGUUCUGUGACCAUGUAACUUUCCAAUACCAAAUGUGCAAUCAAGAAGUUUCACAUAAAUAUUUAUUUUAUCUUCUAAUUAAAUUAAAAUGUAUGGGUCCUAUAGUUACAUUACUUUAUAAUAGUUUAAAUGCUGGUAAGCCGGUGCCUCAAAAUGUGAGCAUAGUUUGCAAAAAUGACAGGUGAUUUUAUGUAGUGAGUUUUCAUUGUAUUGGAAUUGGGAGGACAGUGAGAGAAAUCUGGCUGUUAUCUUCAGGUCUUUGAUUCUGAAUUACUUUAGCACUCGACAGUUUUUAUGCUUUAAAUUUUAGACAAGGUCAGAAUAUUUAUUCAGCCCUAGAUAUUUUUCUUUCUUUUUUUUUCUUUCUUUUUGAAUAGUCAGCAUUUGCCUUUACUCCGUGGCAAAUUGUCACUAGAAAGCUGAUUGUAAUGUUUCCAUAACUACAUGUAAAACAUGGUUGUCAGCUAUACUGUGGUCACAUAGACUUCAGAAAGUUUUCUGUUCCAAAAAUGUAGGCCUCCGCAGCUUGAACUAAGUGUCAUUUUCACCAGUGGUAGUAGACUUAGAGAGCCAACCAUCAGUGCAGUGCUGGAGCAGGUCAGUUGUAGCAUUAUCUAAUUGAAGGUAGUGGUAUAGCCACAAACUAAUGCUGGAAGUUACACUCUGUGGUGUUCAGUUUUAUUGUGCAUAGGCAGAAAAGGAGACAUAGGACAGCAGUGUAAUAAUAUGUUGCCUUGAGUCUACUUCUGACUGCUUUUAGAAGUGAAAAGCAGACUCUGCUGAAAUGGAGUUCUGGUUUCUGUGGGGGCCAGAUCUUCAUUUAGUACAAAUUCCUAAACAACAUCAAAGAUCAUUACUUUUAGAACUCUUCAAUAGCCAUAUUUACAUGCAAGAAAAAUGGCUGCAAAGGCCUAACAUAAUAUUUGUACCUCUGUAAGAUUUACAGCUUUCAUGUUUUAUUCAGACAGCUUACACAGAUGUGCUGGGCUACAUUUCCAAACUAUUGCAUGAGACAUGCGCUGCUAGGAACAGGGACACAAGCACGUGUCUGUGAGCUGGAGAAGUCUCACGCAGAUCUACAUGCAUGUCACAUGUAAACUGGGUGCAGAUGCUUUUGUUAAUUUAUACAUAGUUUGGAGGACAUUCUUAAGUUACAUGGCAGUUCGAUAUACUUAAACAUUACUAAUCUUCAGUUAAAUUGUGCGUUUGGGUAAUUACUAUAAUAUAUGUGUAUAUCAAAAUGAAUUAACUACGUUAUGUAAUCAUAAUGAUAUUUAGUGCUUUAUUUACAGCUUGUAAAUCAAAUUGUAUUUCCUGACUCUCAAAAAGGCUACCAUUGUAUACUGGUGGCAAAGAAGGAAAAGCAGAAAGCAACUCAGAAAAGAUUAGGCUUCCAAAUGGUUCACAGAGUAAGACAUGCUAGGCCUGAUUCACUGUUGUUACCUUAUGUUGGAAGAACUUCAUUAGUUUAAAUGGAAUACCAGUAGUGAAGUGCAGAAAAUUUUCUUUCUUCUGUUAAAAAGCAAAACAACAGAUUUAAAUGAAGAAAGAGUUUUCAGAAGAUAAGGAUUCACCAGUUUUCUGAGAUAUCAAAUUGAUAAGCAUGCUUAAAGAAGGGCAGUGCCAGUCUUGUUUUAGCUACAAAGAUAAUUUUAUCAGCGUAGGUAGUCCCACUAACCUCAGUUUGAUCAGUUCUCCCCCAGUUCCAAAUCUGAGUUUUUAGAGGUUGGUUUUUGUUGUUUUUUUGGUUUUUUUUUGGAAGAGUUCCCUUAGAGAAAUAAAAUCAUACUUACCUGAAACCUUAAAAAUAAACCAACAUCACAGAGUAAUUCAAGACCUGAUUUUCCUUUAUUAUUUCAUUUUCUAUUAUGCCAGUCAUUGAUUUUAUGGCCAUCAAUGUGAUAUCUGUGAAAGGAGCCUCUCACAUUUAAAUUUAUUACUGAGGAGAUAUGAGUCUUUUAUUUGUUAAUGGAGUUUCAAAAUGUCUCAUAACUAGACCAGGCCGUAAGUGUUCACUUUUAAAUUCUCCUUUGCACGUUUAUUCAUUCUUGGUAGUGUGCACACAAAGCAGUGUGUUACAUGCACACAACCUGGAUAUAUUUCAUGGAAAUUAAUUUCCAAAUUUAUCACACUACUGAAAAUGUAUUUUCAAAUAAUAUAUAAAAACAGUAGAAAAACAUGUAGUAAUCAGAUCUAUUUUUUAUAUGAAUAAGAAUUUGGGUAACCAGAAAGAAAAGAAGAAGGGAUUUAAGUGAGAAUAUUUAUUAAAAACAUUAUAAAUCCAGGCUUUCUUGGGUUUAUAUGGUUUGAGUUUUUUGUUUUGGUGGUGCAAUGUGACACUUUUAUAAUAGUUGUUCUGAUCAAAUUUACUUUAAUUCCAUUUUGGAAACAUUGGAUUUGCUCUUAUUAUGUUUCUAACCCUACUCUUCCAUUUUAUUCAACACAAAGGAAAAUGCUAGUGUUAUUUAUGGCUGUUUAUCUUUUUGUUCAUUUAAAAACAAGAACAAACAAACAUGGUGUUUUUUGCAAGGCACAAGUAUAAAUGUGAAAUUCAGCUAACUUUACUUAUUGCAGGGAAUACUUUCUUCAGGUGAAAAUUACUUCAUUUAGUUAACCUGCAUAUCAUAGUGUGCAGUUACUGAUUAAAUUUAACAUAUUCAAGUAAAUCUAAAAACACUGCACAGUGUUUAAUGACUAAAAGAACUCACCAGAAACUCAUGAAAUAAAGACCGCAUGAUAUGCAAGCCCACUAAAAAAAUGAUUAAAAUAUGGACAUAAGGAAACAGUUCCAAGCUUGUUAUUUACAAGUCAUAUCCAUGUGCAGGCUUUUCUAAGAGACCUGGCAGUCAUGCAUCUAGAACAAAUCCAUCUGUACUGUUAUCACUGCCUUUGCACAAGUUAAGUCUUCAGAAGAUAGCUUUAGUGAGGGCCUUUGCUGGGCAAGAAAAUUGGGUUAGCAUCUCUUGGUCAACAUGUGUACUACCUAGUUGUCCAUCUUAUGCUGACCACAGUGCUUCCCAAGUUGACUGACAAGCAUCUUAAAUGUUCAUGCAACCAAGCGGGGCAGUCAUCAGUUUAACAUGGAAACUCAAGCCAUCCCCAUGUGAUGGAAACCCAGAACCCUGAGACCUAUUUGGGGGAAAAUUUUCCCCCAAAUAGAAGAUGGUUUCUUCUGACACAGGAUUCAUACUAUACCACUUUAAGACUUGUAAGACUCACUAUCAAUUUUCCAUGUUUAUAGAUAUACUGAGCCUAAUCCUCAGCUCUAUGAAGUUCUUCUUCAAUACAGAUUCAUAGAGAGUCCAAACAUGGGUCAUAAAUAUCAAGAAGAUGCCCUUUAUUCAGGUGCAGUAGAGAUUAUGUGGAACAGCUGGGACUGUGGAGGUACCUAGUAAGAGGGUAUUUACCACAGCAAUUCCCAUGUGAGAAUGACCCUGUGGAACUAUGUCAGCCACCAAAAUAAGGAAGUGUAUAAUGUCGUUUAACAUGCACUGAAGGCCAGUUACUGCACUUCAGGUAUCAGCAUUGCAAAUUCAAGCAUGUUUUCAGUUAUUGUAACUCAGUUGAUUGAAUGAAUGGUUCUGCAAGACUCAUCCUGGCAGCUGAAAAUUUCUCCUGUGAACACACAAUGCCUGUAACUACCCCUUCACAGGCUCAGUCUAUCUUGGCAUAUAUACUGCAUAGAUUGGGAAGGAGGGCUCACUUCUAAUCCAGUCUAAUACAUCUUUUAUAGAAACAAAAUAGUAUUAAUAAAAAGGUUUUGGUCUAUUGCAUCUCCUAGGAAAAGUAUUAAAAAUUGAGAUACUUCAUUUAUCAUGGCAUUUGUGCAUGGUUGAAGAGUACUGUAUUCUGUUAAACAGAUUUCUUUAGGAAUGCCCUUGCUCCCUAAUUGUAAUUGAUCUUUCCUGAGUAAAUUGCAAAGAUAAUAUUUUUUUUUCUUUAUUAACAGUACUAUUUUAUUUUAUUUUUAAUAGUAAGAGAGAGAUCUGUUAGGUUGGGAUAACUCCAAGUACUGCAGUGAUCUUGAAAUCUCUCAGAGACCAAUGAAUCAGGACUGAAAAGAGACGGGAAAAAUCUCAAAGGAUUAGAAUAAGGUGAGAGAAAAAAAAAAAAAGCUGUCUGUAUUGCGCCAAGGAGUUCUAACAAAAACAAAAGAAACGGCAUAAAAACAGUUCCAUGUUUUUAGAGUCCACAAAGAUCUUCUCCCAUCAUAUACUGUGCACUGCUCAUCUGUGAAUGCUAUGGUUGUACAUAGAUCCUCAGAUUAUGGACUAGGAGAUACUGAGUACAGAAUAGAUAUAAGAAAUAUAUGGAUGUGUAUAUAAAGAAUUGUAAAUACGAUGUAUAUCAUAAUGCCUGAGAUUUUUCAAGCAUACAUAAAUUAAUUAUCUGGUUCUCCAUAAUGGUAAUGGGGUUGAUCUUCUCCACUGGCCCUUAAAAUUUUAAGCUUCCCAAGCUUCCUUGGCUUGUUGUCUAGAAAUGGAUGACAGCCUCUCUCUUCCUCCCUUCACAGGCAGACAAAAUAAAAAAAGAAAAAGAAAAAAAAAAA
Molecule: messenger RNA, 8669 nt
Organism: Coturnix japonica (Japanese quail)
Lineage: Eukaryota; Metazoa; Chordata; Aves; Galliformes; Phasianidae
Product: ephrin type-A receptor 6
Biological process (GO): axon guidance; ephrin receptor signaling pathway; protein phosphorylation
Cellular component (GO): plasma membrane; dendrite
Molecular function (GO): protein binding; ATP binding; transmembrane-ephrin receptor activity
Source: RefSeq, a predicted model, not a curated record